AUGUCUGUUUUGGUGCGUGAUGUCAAAGAGACAAUGGACCUCCAACACAACGCCUCAGACACAAUGACAUACGCUGACUUAAACUUGAACUCCGAAACAGUCCUUGCCGCCUUUCUCUUUGCAACUCUGACCUACUUGAUCAUUCUGUUCUGCAACCUCACUCUCAUCCUCUCUAUUGUGCUGAACAAAUGUCUUCACCAGCCAAUGUAUAUGAUUCUGCUCAACAUGCCCAUGAAUGACCUUGUAGGCUCCACCGCCUUCUUCAUCGAGCUCCUCAGGAGGAUCCUGAGCAACAGCAGGACCAUUCAGUACUCGUCGUGCUUGGCUCAAGCGUUCUUCAUCCACAUCUACGGUGCUGCCACCAUUCUGAUUCUCACUGCCAUGGCCUAUGAUCGAUACAUCGCCAUUUGUUUACCACUUAGGUACAACGUUGUGAUGACAAACGCUCACGUGAUGAGGAUUAUUCUCGGCGUGUGGCUGCUGUGUGUGUUGAUGAUCGCUGUGCUUUUCUUUUUGCUUCUGAGGUUGCCCAACUGUGGGACCAACUUAAGGCAUCUGUACUGUGAUAACCCCUCACUUCUAACUCUGGUCUGCGCUGACACCACCAUCAACAACAUAUACGGCCUCUUCAUCGUAGCCGUCACCCAGAUUUUGGCUAAUGGGAUUAUCUUGUACACUUAUCUGAGCAUACUUCUCACCUGCUUUAGGUCUAAACGGCCAGACACCAAAACCAAAGCGCUUCAGACGUGCGCCACGCACCUGACUGUUUACCUGCUGCUGGAGUGUCUGGGGCUGUUCACCAUUAUAUCAUACAGAAUUAAGGGCAUUUCAUCACAACUGAGGAUGUUAUUCGGGGCGUGGACGUUAAUCUUCCCACCGUUACUCAAUCCAAUUAUUUAUGGGAUUAGAACCAAAGAGAUUCGGGAAAAUAUUUUGAAAUUGUUGCAGUUUUCAAGAUGCAUAGAAAACUUGCAUAUGUUGACUGAUAUGUAA
Molecule: messenger RNA, 993 nt
Organism: Synchiropus splendidus (mandarinfish)
Lineage: Eukaryota; Metazoa; Chordata; Actinopteri; Syngnathiformes; Callionymidae
Product: putative gustatory receptor clone PTE01
Exons: 3
Coding region: 1-993 (330 amino acids)
Biological process (GO): G protein-coupled receptor signaling pathway
Cellular component (GO): membrane
Molecular function (GO): olfactory receptor activity; G protein-coupled receptor activity
Source: RefSeq, a predicted model, not a curated record